Molecule: messenger RNA, 378 nt
Organism: Necator americanus (New World hookworm)
Lineage: Eukaryota; Metazoa; Nematoda; Chromadorea; Rhabditida; Ancylostomatidae
Exons: 1
Coding region: 1-378 (125 amino acids)
Source: RefSeq, a predicted model, not a curated record
AUGACACGUGGAAGAUAUCAACAUCUUGCACCGCCAUCGAAAGUGACUAAAGUAAAUCGUCUUCGCUUCUUUGGUCAUAUAUUAAGGAGACCGACAGAUCGCCUUCUUCAACGAGUUCUGAGGAGUUCGUCGAGUUCGAGCUGGAAGAAGCCACCUGGUCGAAAACGGAAGUUCUGGACUGAGGUGGUGAAAGAGAACCUGAGCACACUCAGCGUGGAUGGGCAGUUCAGGCGAAAUAUAAGCUUUUGCAGGAUAUGGAAUAGCGACGAAUGGAUUGAUUCUAUGCAAGCUCUCGCAGAAGAUCGAAAAGAUUGGGCAGAGCUGUGUUCAAGGACGGCACACCUCGGCGAAGAUGCGGGUAAUCGCGUCAAGCGAUGA